AUGGCACCUCAUGCGGAGCACGAUGACAACUGCGUUGCUAAACAAUUGGCCGCGGGAGUUGAAGAUGCCGGGCUUAACACAAUCUUAAUUACGAAGAUUAUAAAUUGCGAUGCCGAGGCAAGUGCCGAACUUUUCCGUGCCUGCAAAGAUUUAGGCUUCUUCUAUCUCGACAUUUUUGAGCAUGCCCUUCGAAAUGCCGCCCGAGACAAGCCUGUCAACCUGCCUAAGGCCUUUCAAGAGAGACGUGAGCUAUUCGAAGCCACUAACAAAAGUCUCGGCGAUAUUGGAAGGGUUCUCCUUGACAGUCUAUCUCGGUCUCUCGAACUUGAUGCCAAGGAUAACCUCGCCCGACACCAUCACCAGGACCAUGCCUCUCCUACUGCCCUGGGAUUGCUGAAAUACCUGCCUUACAAUCCAGCUGCAGAAGAGGUUGGCCAUGUAUCGCACACUGAUAUUGGGAGUCUCUCUAUGGUCUUCUCCGAAGUCGGUGGACUCCAAGUCUACCACCCGGAAAGGAAGGCAUGGGUGUUUAUUCCACCAAAGCCCGGCCAUACUGUGUGCAAUAUUGGAGAUUCGGUUGAGUUCCUGUCUAACAAGGCCCUCCGAUCAUCGCUCCACCGUGUCAUUCCGCACCCUGCUGAGAAGGGGAAGUCCAAGAUGACGGUCGUCUACCUUAUGAGGCCGGACACAGACACGGUUUUUAUAGACCGUGAGGGAAAGAAGUGGCGUAGUGUUGAUUGGCACAACAUGAAGAACAGGCUAUUUACUGAAGAUUUGGACUCCCAGGCCAGCAACCUUGCUUUGACUGGACGCUUAGGCCUGGACGAUCUCUGGGACGAGAAGGAGGUUUAA
Molecule: messenger RNA, 852 nt
Organism: Grosmannia clavigera kw1407
Lineage: Eukaryota; Fungi; Ascomycota; Sordariomycetes; Ophiostomatales; Ophiostomataceae
Product: 1-aminocyclopropane-1-carboxylate oxidase
Exons: 2
Coding region: 1-852 (283 amino acids)
Molecular function (GO): dioxygenase activity
Source: RefSeq, a predicted model, not a curated record